AUGGCUGUUGGAAUAGGGAAUGUGUUGUUUAGAAAUGUAAGUGCCAAUGUGACGGAGUUGUAUCUGGACGAAGUUCACCUCUUCAAGGAUUACCCUGAAGGCUUGUUGCGGUUCGCUACGGCCUGCUGCUUCAUUUUUAUGAUCAUCGGGAUCCCGGGAAACCUCAUUACAAUCAUCGCACUCUCGAGAUACGAAAAGGUCCGCAAUGCGACCGCGAUUUUCAUCAUCAACCUUUCAUUUUCGGACCUAUUAUUUUGCUGCUUCAACCUGCCCUUGACGGCAUCCACCCUUCUCCACCGGUCCUGGGUCCAUGGAGAGCUCCUUUGCAGACUGUUUCCUCUGAUGAGAUAUGGUCUGGUGGCAGCUUCCUUGUUCACUGUUACUGCUAUCACUAUUAAUCGCUAUGUCAUCAUCGCCCAUCCAAGACUUUAUCCGAAAGCAUACAAAACGAGGAACAUCUGCCUGAUGCUGCUUACAAUAUGGUUAAUUUCUUUCGGAUGUUUGGUGGCGACUUGGCUCAACAAAUGGGGCAGCUUUGGGCUCGACGCUAGUAUCGGAUCUUGCUCCAUCAUCCAAGACAAAAACGGUCGAACACCGAAAAAGACACUCUUUAUCGUAGCGUUUACUAUACCUUGUGUUGCAAUAAUUUUCUGUUACACGCGAAUAUUCUUCAUAGUUAGGAAAUCCUCUAAAAAUUCUAAAACAGUAAAUACAUCCAAACAAGAACAACCUUCGUGCGACGAACUCUCGUCCGUCGUAUCGUCUGACUCGAUGUCCAUAAAGUUCUCCGGCCCCGAAAUAAGUAUCAGUGAAAACACAGAGUCCUUUACCUCUGAUCCACCUAAAAGUACACAGCGCACAUUCCAAAUCGAAACUAGAGAUGAAAUAAAAAGAAAAGACCAUAGGCUUCGAAGGACAGCAUUAAGAAAAUCUAUGGCGAUGCUCAGAUUGUCUCUGCCCACGCGGAAAGACAGAAGAUUAGGGACUAUGAUAAUCGCUAUCAUGAUUUCAUUCUGCAUGUGCCACCUCCCUAUAACCAUAACAAAGCUGUUGCGGGAGAUAAAUCCCAAGCCGGCGUUUAAUAUAGCAUCUUAUCUCCUCCUAUAUCUGGCUUCUUGUAUCAAUCCAGUGAUUUACGUAGUAAUGUCGAACGAGUAUAGGAAAGCAUAUAAAAACCUUUUCAAAUGCAAGCGAAAGUCUUGA
Pieris macdunnoughi is the source of this 1203-nucleotide messenger RNA. The record is from the annotation of a GenBank genome assembly. Lineage: Eukaryota; Metazoa; Arthropoda; Insecta; Lepidoptera; Pieridae.